Molecule: messenger RNA, 408 nt
Organism: Staurois parvus
Lineage: Eukaryota; Metazoa; Chordata; Amphibia; Anura; Ranidae
Source: the annotation of a GenBank genome assembly
AUGCAGACUGCUUCUACAAACAUUUGUGAAAGACUGUGCCAUAAGUCCAUCCAUGAAAUUUCCUUGUUACUAAAUAUUCAACAGUCAACUGUUAGUGGUAUUAUAACAAAGUGGAAGCAACUGGGAACAACAGCAACUCAGCCACGAAGUGGUAGGCCACGUAAAAUGACAGAGCAGGGUCAGCACAUGUUGAAUCGCACAGUGCACAGAAGUCACCAACUGUCUGCAGAGUCAAUAGCUAACGACCUCCAAACUUUGUCUGGCCUUCAGAUUGGCACAACAACAGUGCAUAGAGAGCUUCAUGGAAUGGGUUUCCAUGGCCAAGCAGAUGCAUCCAAGCCUUACAUCACCAAGUGCAAUUCAAAGCAUUGGAUGCAGUGGUGUAAAGCACGCCGCCACUGGACUCUA